AGCUUUGAUGUUACCAUCAGGGGCCGUGAAGGUGGCGUACCUAUAAGUAACCACGACAAACUUCAGCAGAACACUUUAAGUCGAGGAGUGAAUUUGUAAACAGCAUUCGAGCAUUCAAACAUUUAAAGAUGUCUAAGGCGGCACUUCAGAGGAAACAGAGAAAGACAAAGACGGAACAGGAGUUGCAGGGCGAGCUCGAUGAACUCACAGAGGUGAAGAGCCAACUCCAUGACCUGAAAAUUAGACACAAGGAUGCGCAGCGCAAAGUCCAUGAACUGGAAUGUACAAACUACGACACGCAGGGCAAAAUCCGUAAACUGGAAGCUACAAACAACGACGCGCAGAGCAAAAUCUGUGAACUGGAAGCUUCAAACAAGGACGCGCAGAGCAAAAUCUGUGACCUGGAAGCUACAAACAAGGACACGCAGCGCGAAAUCCGGGCCAUGAAAGGUACAUACAAGGCCGCGCAGAGCAAAAUCUGUGACCUGGAAACUACAAACCACGACGCGCACCGCAAAAUCCGUGAACUGCAAUUUACAAACAAGGACGCGCAGCGCAAAAUCCGGGACAUGAAAGGUACAUACAAGGAUGCGCAGCGCAAAGUUCACGAGACUGAGGAAGAAGCUAAAGGUAUGCAAAAAUUGUUUGAAGAAGUCAAGCAAAAAAACGAAAUGCUUAAAGAACAGGAAGCUAAACACACAAUGGUGCAGUGGAAACUCAGUGACCUGGAACUGACACACAGAGACAUGAAGCGCAAACUUCAGGACAAAGUCAAAGAAAAGGCAGAUUUGCUAGACAAGUUUAAUGAAGAACAGCUAAAACAUGAAGCAGCGCUUAUAAAAAAGGAAGAAGAGAAAAAUCUAGAGAUAUCUGGUUGGCGGGGAGGGCAACAUUUGAUGGAACUGUCAAUCAGAGGGCUGUACGAGCGAAUUCGGAAGGAUGAGGAAAUGAAUAGAUGCUUGCAAAAGAAAUUGAAUGAAGCCCUGCAAACAAAUGAAAAAAUGCUUAAAGAGAAGAAAGAAGAGGAAGAUAAAUACAAGGAGUUGCAGAGCGAGCUCCGUGACCUGGAAGUGAAACUUCAGGACGCAGAGAAAGAAAAUGAAGAAAUGCAUAAAGAAAAGAAAGAACAGGAAGAUAAACACAAGGAGUUGCAGAGCGAGCUCCGUGACCUGGAAGUCAAACUUCAGGACACAGUGAAAGAAAAGAAAGAUAAACACAAGGAGUUGCAGAGCGAGCUCCGUGACCUGGAAGUCAAACUUCAGUAUACAGAGAAAGAAAAGGAAGCAAUGCGUAAAGAAAAGAAAGAACAGGAAGAUAAACACAAGGAGUUGCAGAGCGAGCUCCGUGACCUGGAAGUCAAACUUCAGUAUACAGAGAAAGAAAAGGAAGCAAUGCGUAAAGAAAAGAAAGAACAGGAAGAUAAAUACAAGGAGUUGGAAGCGACACACGGAGAUGUGCAGAGCAAACUCCAUGACCUGGAAGCGAAACUUCAGUAUACAGAGAAAGAAAAGGAAGCAAUGCGUAAAGAAAAGAAAGAACAGGAAGAUAAAUACAAGGAGUUGGAAGCGACACACGGAGAUGUGCAGAGCAAACUCCAUGACCUAGAAGCGAAACUUCAGGAUACAGAGAAAGAAAAGGAAGCAAUGCGUAAAGAAAAGAAAGAACAGGAAGAUAAAUACAAGGAGGUGCAGAAAAAGCUCAAUGACCUGGAAGCGACACACAGAGAUGUGCAGAGCAAACUCCAUGACCUAGAAGCGAAACUUCAGGACACAGAGAAAGAAAAUGAAGAAAUGCGUAAAGAAAAGAAAGAACAGGAAGAUAAACACAAGGAGUUGCAGAGCGACCUCCGUGACCUAGAAGCGAAACUUCAGGACACAGAGAAAGAAAAGGAAGAAAUGCGUAAAGAAAAGAAAGAACGGGAAGAUAAAUACAAGGAGGUGCAGACCAAGCUCAAUGACCUGGAAGCGACACACGGAGAUGUGCAGCGCAAACGUCAGGAUACAGAGAAAGAAAAUGAAAAAAUGUGUAAAGAGAAGAUAAAACAGGAAGAUAAACACAAGUGGGUGGAGGGUGAGCUCCAUAAACUGAAAGUAAAAUUUCAGGACAUGAAGAAAGAAAAUGAAGAAAUGUGUAAAGAGAAGAAAAAACAGGAAGAUAAACACAAGCGGGUGGAGGGUGAGCUCAAUAAACUGAAAGUAAAAUUUCAGGACAUGAAGAAAGAAAAUGAAGGCUUGGGAGCGAAGCUUGAUGAAGCCCUGCAAAAAAAUCAAAAAAUGUGUAAAGAGAAGAAAGAACAGGAAGCUAAACACAAGCGGGUGGAGGGUGAGCUCCAUAAACUGAAAGUAAAAUUUCAGGACAUGAAGAAAGAAAAUGAAGGCUUGGCAGCGAAGCUUGAUGAAGCCCUGCAAAAAAAUGAAGAAAUGUGUAAAGAGAAGAAAGAACAGGAAGCUAAACACAAGCAGGUGGAGGGUGAGCUCCAUAAACUGAAAGUAAAAUUUCAGGACAUGAAGAAAGAAAAUGAAGGCUUGGCAGCGAAGCUUGAUGAAGCCCUGCAAAAAAAUGAAGAAAUGUGUAAAGAGAAGAAAGAACAGGAAGAUAAACACAAGCGGGUGGAGGGUGAGCUCCAUAAACUGAAAGUAAAACUUCAGGACGCAGAGAAAGAAAAUGAAGGCUUGGGAGCGAAGCUUGAUGAAGCCCUGCAAAAAAAUGAAAAAAUGCUUAAAGAAAAGAACGAACAGGAAGCUAAACACAAGGAGGUGCAGACCAAGCUCCAUGACCUGGAAGCAACAAACAGAGAUGUGCAGCGCAAACUUCAAGACACAGAGAAAGAAAAUGAAGGUUUGCGAGUGAAGCUUGAUGAAGUGGAGAGAGAGAUGCACUGGAAAAUCACAGAAAUGAUGAGAGAAAAUUUAGAACAGCAAAACAAAAUUCAGUACACAAACACUGAAAUGGAAAAGAAACUGCAACAAAAACUUCAAAGCAUUAGGGACAUCAGUGAUAAGGAACUUAAAAAACUGAAAAAGGAAAAUAAAAAACUGAAAGAAAAGCAUGCAGAAAUGCAGAAAGAAUUAGAAGAAUGUGAGAAAAAGUGCAAGAACCUUGAGAAGAAGAAUGCAGAAAAUAUGAGUGAACUGGAAAACCUUAGAUUAGAGAACGAGGAUCUGCAAGAACGUUGCCAGAAAAAGAAAAAGAAGCCCUUCUGGUUUUUCUGGAAUAAAUCUACUGAUUCUUCAGCGUGGCGCAGACAAAAUUGUGUUCACCCGUUAUAACUCUGCUGCUUCUUCAGGGCUACCUGCGCAAAACUAGCCUCAUCUUCCUCCAUCCUCUUCAUCCCUUUCUUCUUCCUCCCCUCCCUCUUCUGUCUCCCUUCUUUUCUGUUCCUUUCAAACCCCCAAACCGGUUUCGACAGAUGACUGCCCGUCCCUGAGCCUGGUUCUGUCGGAGGUUUCUUCCUGUCUACAGGGAGUUUUUCCUCCCCACUGUUGCCUUGUGCUUGCUCAUCGGGGAAUGUUGGGGGUUUCUCUUCUCUCUCCCUCUUUUCCUUACCCUAUCAUCCCCAACCUGUUUAUUCAUCUUUGAGAAUACAGGCUAAGGAGGUAGGGUAAUAAUAAUAAUAUUACAUGUAAUAUUAUAUAUAUAUAAUAAUAAAGGCAAUCAUAUGCCAUCUAAAA
Molecule: messenger RNA, 3671 nt
Organism: Archocentrus centrarchus (flier cichlid)
Lineage: Eukaryota; Metazoa; Chordata; Actinopteri; Cichliformes; Cichlidae
Product: golgin subfamily A member 6-like protein 22
Exons: 1
Coding region: 129-3269 (1046 amino acids)
Cellular component (GO): cytoskeleton
Source: RefSeq, a predicted model, not a curated record